AUGCAGAAGGAAAUGGAUAUCAAACUUCAAGCUGACGCGUGCUCCGACCACGAUGUGCAGAUGGGCAACUUCUCCAUUGACCCUGCACGGGAGAAGAAGCUUUUGUGGAAACUUGAUCUGUGCAUCUGUCCACUGGUGAUGCUCAUUUUCCUGGUGGCAUAUCUAGAUCGAAGUAACCUGGGAAAUGCAGCUGUUGCAGGAAUGCCGGAGGACCUUGGCUUGGUUGGAAACGAACUAGGAAACGCGGUUUCUUUGUUCUAUGCGACAUAUGUUUUCUUCGAGAUUCCAUUCUCAAUGCUCCUCAAGAAGUUACGACCAAACCGAUUGAUCUCGGCGUUGAUCAUUGGCUUCAGUGUCUCCAUCAUAGGUGCCGGCUUUAUUAAAAAUGUUGCUGGGCUCUACGUCACUCGGCUUCUUUUGGGUGUCUUUGAGAGUGGUCUCUUUCCAUGCUUGACUGUUCUUCUGACCACUUUCUACAAACGUGAAGAGCAAGCACAAAGGAUAUCCUAUCUUUUUGUCUCUGCUGCCCUCAGUGGAGGAUUUGGUGGGCUUCUAGCUUUUGGACUGAUUCGCCUAGAUGGCGCGAGCGGUCUAGAAGGCUGGAGAUGGCUCUUCAUCGUGGAGGGCCUGAUGACUGCCGUUGUCGGAAUCGCCACUUUUUUCUUGCUCCCGAAUGACUUUGAAACAGCCUACUUCCUGAAUGAAGAAGAGAGAGUGCUCAUGCGCCUACGACUCCAGCAAUCUGCACACCAGGUUGAGACUGAAGAGUUUGAUAUCAAGGAAGUGUGGAAAACACUGAGAGAUCCCAAGACAUGGCUCACCUCUUUCAAUCAAAUCUGUGUCAACAUCUGCUCCUUUGGGUUCAGCACUUUCCUGCCAACCAUCAUUAGAGGAUUUGGCUAUGAUUCAGUGAAAACCCAGCUACUCACUGUCCCCGUUUAUAUAUGGGCAUCCGCAUUCUACCUAGUGAUCGCCAAUCUCUCCGAUCGGGUACGCAUGCGAGCUGUCUUUAUAACCCCACUAUGCCUGGUUAGCGCUGUGGGCUACGCUAUGCUUCUAGGGGUGGAUGUUCAUGCACGGGGCCCAUUAUACUUCGCGACAUACGUCUGUGUUACAGGAAUAUAUGCCACAGUUGGACUCGGCGUAAGCUGGAACGCGAACAGCCAUUCCGGUUAUUACAAGCGCGCCAUGGCGGUGGGCGUCCAGCAAUCAAUCGGAAAUUGUGCAGGAUUGAUAGCAGGCCAAAUUUACAAAUCGGAGGUCAAUGGACGCUACCUGGUUGGACAUUCGGUUUCCCUGGCGGCAAUCUGCCUGGCAUUCCUUGGAAAUGCAAGUAUGUGGGUUUUGUUACGAUACCACAACACAAAGCGAGCCCAGCUGUCGCCCGAGGAAAGAGAUCGCAUCGUCAACUCCGCUUCGUAUGAAAAGCAGGGCGGGGAUUUCCAUCCGGAUUUUCGCUAUAUUCUGUAG
Molecule: messenger RNA, 1470 nt
Organism: Penicillium brevicompactum
Lineage: Eukaryota; Fungi; Ascomycota; Eurotiomycetes; Eurotiales; Aspergillaceae
Exons: 8
Coding region: 1-1470 (489 amino acids)
Biological process (GO): transmembrane transport
Cellular component (GO): membrane
Molecular function (GO): transmembrane transporter activity
Source: RefSeq, a predicted model, not a curated record